AUGGGGCUGCCGCAGCACGAUCUUCAAAACGAGGACCUGCAGCGCUUGGAGCUCGAGGGGGCUUGGCCUGAGCCCGGCGAGCACCUGUCUGUCCGCAGCGCGGCCGAAGAGGUGCUCUUCAACAAGGCGCUGGAGUCCAUGGAAACGCUCUACAGCGUCGGAGCCAUUCCUGUCAUAGUGCUCCCCGUGCUCUACGCCCGAAGGGUUUCACGUGAUUCCUCCGCGAAGCAGUCCUUGUCAACGGAUUCCUCAACAUCGUUGUCCAAACAUCUUAUGAGCAACGAGUAUCUGUCACGGGGCUGGUGUUUUUUGGAGCUCUGCCUGGCCUUCGCGUACGGUAACAUCGCCAACGCGGGGACCGAUCCAGCUGUCAGCGUAAGCUAA
Molecule: messenger RNA, 384 nt
Organism: Prorocentrum cordatum
Lineage: Eukaryota; Dinophyceae; Prorocentrales; Prorocentraceae
Source: the annotation of a GenBank genome assembly